Xyrauchen texanus (razorback sucker) is the source of this 2342-nucleotide messenger RNA. Its product is annotated as complement C1q tumor necrosis factor-related protein 6-like. NCBI's taxonomy places the organism in Eukaryota, Metazoa, Chordata, Actinopteri, Cypriniformes, Catostomidae. The transcript has 3 exons. Bases 128 to 853 code for a protein of 241 amino acids. Gene Ontology annotation, molecular function: protein binding. The record is from RefSeq and is a predicted model, not a curated record.
GAGUGAAAGAGGGAGGGAAAAAUAAGCUGACUGAGGAAUUUUCCUUUUCUCUUUCUCUAUCUUUCUCUCCUCAGCUCUCUGACCCAACUGCAGCUGCAAGCCCAGCAUCAAGAACUACUGUUCCACCAUGUUUGGGUCCCUCUUGCCUACCUGUUUACUUCUUCACCUGGUAGUAUCUGUACCUCAACCACCCUGCCGUCGAUGCUGUGACAACCUCCAACGACUAGGCGAUGCUGGAACCCUUACCGAAAGCGUGCCUGCAAUGCCUGAAGUCCGCACAUACAUCAACAUGACCAUUCUCAAAGGGGACAAGGGUGACCGUGGAGAAAGAGGAACCCCUGGAAAGCCUGGGCUCGAGGGUUCUCUGGGACCACAGGGGGAUGAGGGUCCCAAAGGAGCUAAGGGACAAGCCGGGCCUCCGGGUGACGCCUGCAAGUCCCAGCACUCUGCUUUCUCUGUGGGCCGAAGGAAGUCUCUUCACAGUGUUGACAACUACCAGGCGUUGAUUUUCGACACCAUCUUCGUAAACACCCCUGAGCACUUCGACAUGUUUUCCGGGAAGUUCCGUUGCCACAUACCGGGCAUUUACCUCUUCAAUGUAAACAUCCACACAUGGAACUUUAAGGAGACGUACCUGCACAUCAUGCACAAUGAGAGCGAGAAGGCGAUCAUUUAUGCUCAGCCGAGUGACCGCUCCAUCAUGCAGAGUCAGAGCGUGAUGUUGCCUCUACAGGAGGGCGAUAAGGCUUGGAUCCGCCUCUACAAACGUGAGCGCGAGAACGCCAUAUACAGCGACAAUGUGGAUAUUUACAUUACCUUUAAUGGAUACCUCAUCAAACCAGAAUCUGAGUGAGAAACAUCGGCAGAAAGGAAGGAAAGGGACGAUUUAGUGACGUAAUAUUUGAAAACAGGCCAAAAAAUGCUUUAGCAGUUGGGCAACUUUUACAGACAAGAAGACUCUGACUAAUAAGCCAUAAAGGGAAUUAAAGGUGAAGUGUAUCAUUUCUGUACCACUAGUGUCAGUGAAUGGAAUUGCAAACAUAAUUACUGUUUCCAAAAAAGUCCCCUAAACACCCCCUCCCCUAAUAUUGCUGUACCAAAAAAUGCGCCCACAGUGUUUAGAAGAAAAAACAAGUAUUAGUUGUAGAGCAAUAUCUAGAAUCAUUUUACUCUCAGUAUCUCAAUAUGGACAUCAGCCAUGUGUCUGUUUUUAAUCAGUUGAGAGUUUGUUGGCAUAGCUACAGUCCCUGAUAAAAAAAAUAAAAAGUACUUGCUGUGUGUGUGUUUGUGUGUGUUUUGUGUGUUUUUGUGUAUGUGUGUGUGUGUGUUGUGUGUGUGUUUUGUGUGUGGUGUGUGUUUUUUGUGUGUGUGUGUUUUUUGUGUGUGUUGUGUGUGUAUUGUGUGUGUGUGUUUUGUGUGUGUGUGUGUGUGUGUGUUUUGUUGUGUGUGUGUGUGUUGUGUGUGUGUGUUGUGUGUGUUGUCUGGUUCUGUUUAUAGGACAAAGGGAGGCUUUUUAUGUAUGUGGCUUUCCUUUUUCAGAAGCAAGACUCCACUUGAGAGAGACUAAGAUGAUAGCAAUCCAUAGAGAGGGAGUGAUAGCAAGAUUCAACAUUUUCAAACCACAGCAGACAGAUUGCGUCCUAUAUUCAUGACUUAAAAGAAUUGUUGAGUAAAGCAGAAAUUUCAUUUAGUGUCUUAAUCCCUGCUUCAGUCUGUGCCGCCGAAUCUGACUCUCGGGAAUUGAAAGAUUCUGAGACGAUAAUGCACAAAGAAAUAACGCUGAGUAAAAAUACAAAUCGAAUAGUAAACCUCGCUAAACAUCUGGAUGUUGCUAAUUAAAUCAGGUGCUUGAUGUUAAAUGUUUGUACUUUCAACACAUUUUAACAGGUGCUAAAAGUUACAUACUUGACUUCCAUUGUGAAUAUUUUGGUGUGUAAAAUGAACAGCUAUAUUUGUUGUUUUCAAUGGAUGUACUUGAUAAAAUGUCUAGCAAACAGUGUUUUCUAAAUGAUUUUUAAUGCCAUAAUAAAAGUUUAAUCCAACUGGUGUCAAUUUGGAAAAAAUAAACAGGUGGUAACUGAAACCAAAUCCAUACUUGAGGAUAGCAAUACAUGAUCACAUGAUGUAUUUCAUGACCAGAGGACAUGCUGGUGCUAUCACACACUCUAGUGGUGAAGUGGUGCAUAUUAUUAUGAUGAACAGAGGAAUCGAUUAACUCACUUUAUGAUUUAUGUAUGUAGAAAACUUGAAUGAAAUGACUUGGAGAAGGAUAAGAAAGCAUUUCAAAUUUUAUUUUACAGAAGUCAUUAUUUUACAACAAUAAAUGCACAUUUCGACACAAA